Agrilus planipennis (emerald ash borer) is the source of this 2604-nucleotide messenger RNA. Its product is annotated as leucine-rich repeats and immunoglobulin-like domains protein 1. The record is from RefSeq and is a predicted model, not a curated record. Bases 383 to 2521 code for a protein of 712 amino acids. NCBI's taxonomy places the organism in Eukaryota, Metazoa, Arthropoda, Insecta, Coleoptera, Buprestidae. The transcript is spliced from 5 exons. Gene Ontology annotation, molecular function: protein binding.
CAUGCGCUUUGUUUUUUGACUGUUUUAAAGACUGCAUGGUCCGAUACAUGGACGACAAGAGAAAUUCAUUCUGAAGUAAAACGCCUUCGCGUUUCUCAAAGAACCAAGAUGAAGUUUAACAUGUGCUACAAAAAGUGCGUGUAAAUUGCAAGGGAAACUUAAACGAGACACAUUUUCUACAUUAGUUCAUUUUGUGUAAGAAAAACUUUCGAACGAUAGCGCGCAAAAGUUUUUUACUUUUUUCUAUUUUGAAAAAAUACCCACAAUAUUACGUUUAAAUUUUUAUUAAUGAUUAAGUAUUUUCUACUUUAUUGACAAACAGGCGGAAACAACACUAUGUCUUUGAGAAUAAUACUUUUUCCAUUUUGAGUGUAACGCAAGAAUGUGGUGGUUGUACUUAUCCCUGGUUUGGUGGUGUGGGACAGUUGCCGUUGCGGCUCCUGGAAUCUCCAAAUGGGUAUGCCCAGAAAUAGCGGAAGAGCCUGUGGUUGAAUGUAAUUGCGAUGUACCCCAUACAUUGAGAUGCACUGGGGACAAAACAGCUUUGGACAUUAUUGGACAAAAAUUACUAUCACUUAAUUCGUCAAUAUCAGUAUCGCUUCUUGACUGUACAAUUCAAAAUGUAUCCACCAUUUCUGGACCUCUUCUAGAAGGAAUAGCUCUGAAAGGUCUUGUAAUUUCUUCGGGGGAAAUAAAGGAGAUCCAUGGAAUGGCCUUUGGAAAGCUUGCCGCUCCUCUGAAAGCUUUAGGAUUGCCUAGUAAUAAACUCGUCACUGUUCCGACGCAUGCCUUAAGAUUUUUGUCCGGUCUUAAUAGAUUGGAUCUGUCUACCAAUAAACUUAGGAAAUUGGAGUCGCAAAAUUUUAAGGGUUUGGAAAAUUUAUCAUAUAUUGACCUAUCGAACAACGAAAUAUUACGGAUUGCUCCAAAUACCUUUUCCCAUCUGUUACAUCUCAGGGUACUUCGUUUACAAAACAAUCGCCUAACAGUUUCUGCCUUGUUUACACUCAACACAUUGUACUCCAUUGAAGACUUGGAUUUAUCCUCGAACUAUCUAGAUGGGCCCCUGGAUUCUCAGACACUUCCCAACAUUCCCUUUCUCCAGAACUUACAAUUGUCUCACAACUCCUUCAGUAGUAUAAAGAUGGGCGCUUUGGAAGGAUUGCCCAAUUUGCAGACGUUAUCGUUGCAUGGUAAUCAGAUAGAUGUACUGGAGGAUCACGCUUUCCUUUAUCUUUCCAAUUUGAAACAAUUGAAUUUAUCAAGUAACAGGAUCGUGGCGGUAUCAGGGGCAUCGCUUGAUCAUUUAAAAAAUUUAAUCGAACUCGACUUGAGUAGCAACUUUCUAAGGGCUGUUGCUGCAGACUUACUAACGCCAUUACAAAACCUAAGGAUAUUAAGACUGGACGAUAAUGAAAUUUCCAUUGUAUCAAGUGAUGCAUUUAAAAUGGGAAUUCUUCUUGAAAGACUGACAUUACGAGAAAAUCCCCUCAAUUGUGACUGUAAUCUUAUGGAUUUUGCCUAUUGGUUAUCGAAUUCAACAAUUCCGAAGGAAGACAAGAAGAGUGUCGUGUGUGCUACACCACCGUCUUUGGAGAAUGGAAUUUUAAUAGAAAUUCCAUCGAACGAACUACAAUGUGGUCACCAAGAACCGCUUCUUUCCCCAUUGAAUAUGCCUGUCAGAGCUCACAUCCAUUUAAGAAGCUUCAGCUUCGACGGUUCUAAAAUAGUUCUUGAAUGGUAUGUCGAAGAGGAAGCGAUUCCUUAUACGUGCGAUGCUCUCUUUGUUUAUGAAGAAGACGGGUCAAAAGAAGUUUUGCUCGAAUCGAAUCCUUUAAAGUGCAAUUCGUCCAACUUGAAAGAUCCACGUCUUUUGGAUGUGACUGUGCCAAAUUCAUUUGAAUUAUCGUUGGGUAAUAGGUACCGUUUUUGCGUGGUACUUUUAGAAUCCGCAACUCGUUCCGACGAACUAUCUUUGGCGUUGGGAUGCUCCGACGUUUUACCAUUGCUACCAAACGCUCCUCAUAAACGUGCAAAACCGUCACCAACAGCUCCUACGAUUCAAACAACUUUUACUUCGGAUGGUACGCUCACAGUUAAUGUAGAUGUAAAUCGUUCCGAGAAUUGCGAAGUCCAUUUGGCAUUAUUCCAAACAAAAGGUGCUUUGUAUCAGAAGAAAGUAAUGAAAUGUAGAAACGAUAGAUACAUUUUUGAAAAUCUUGAUGAAGACGUUUAUACAUUAUGCAUAAAUUUGUUGAAACCUAAUAAUAAUCGUGAUUUUAAAAACGAUCAAAAGACCCAGUGUGUUAGAGUGACCAAACAGCAAUCUACUCAAAUGAUACAGGGGGGAUCGCUUGCACUGAUAUUCGCUUUAGGAAGCAUCGGUGUAUUUUUAAUAUUUGCUGUGCAAAAGUGUUUUCAGAAAUCAAGAGUUGGGAGAUCUCAAUGCUUUAUAUCCUCUGAAGAAGAACGACCACACCAUAAUCGAUACGUAAAGUUGCAAGCUACAACAAAAGUGUAAAAGUGUAGUAACUUUAAAUUUUGUAAAUAGAUUUUUGUGCCAUAAGUGAACUGAAAUAAAAACAUAAUCAAUAAUUAAUUAAU